Messenger RNA from Acanthocheilonema viteae, 294 nucleotides. NCBI's taxonomy places the organism in Eukaryota, Metazoa, Nematoda, Chromadorea, Rhabditida, Onchocercidae. The record is from the annotation of a GenBank genome assembly.
AUGACCCCUCAUACAUAUUUGGGACGUAUUAUUGGUUCAGCAUGUGCACUUGCCGGUGUUUUAACUAUUGCAUUACCUGUUCCUGUAAUAGUUAGCAAUUUUGCCCUAUUUUAUUCUCACACGCAAGCUCGCUCUAAAUUACCCAAAAAGCGUCGCGGUGUUUUAAGCAUUGAUCAAGUGAAACAGCAACCGUUUGUGGUACAAAAGCGUGUUCAGGUACUUCGCGAAAAACAACCAGCAAAAGAGCCAUUAAUAGUAAAACACAAUGGUCCACCAGACACAUCGACAAAAUGA